Scophthalmus maximus (turbot) is the source of this 909-nucleotide messenger RNA. RefSeq names its product late histone H2A.L3. The record is from RefSeq and is a predicted model, not a curated record. The transcript has a single exon. Gene Ontology annotation, molecular function: protein heterodimerization activity; DNA binding; structural constituent of chromatin. Bases 41 to 424 code for a protein of 127 amino acids. Lineage: Eukaryota; Metazoa; Chordata; Actinopteri; Pleuronectiformes; Scophthalmidae. Gene Ontology annotation, cellular component: nucleosome.
AAGGGUAUCUUCGAAAAUUUGACUUCGACUGAACUGAAUCAUGUCUGGACGCGGAAAAGGAGCCGGCAAGACCAGAGCGAAGGCCAAGACCCGCUCCUCCAGGGCCGGGCUCCAGUUCCCCGUCGGCCGUGUCCACAGACAUCUGAGGAAGGGCAACUACGCCCAGCGUGUCGGUGCCGGAGCUCCGGUCUACCUGGCGGCGGUGCUCGAGUACCUGACCGCUGAGAUCCUGGAGCUGGCCGGUAACGCGGCCCGCGACAACAAGAAGACCAGGAUCAUCCCCCGUCACCUGCAGCUGGCUGUCCGCAACGACGAGGAGCUCAACAAGCUGCUGGGCGGAGUCACCAUCGCUCAGGGCGGCGUGCUGCCCAACAUCCAGGCGGUGCUGCUGCCCAAGAAGACCGAGAAGCCCGCGAAGAAGUGAAGACCCCCGGGACCGACUGACCAACACAACGGCUCUUUUAAGAGCCACACACCCUGAACCAGAGAGAAGCUGCUUCCUGCACUGAUAUCCAUAAUCACAUUGACUUCACCUGAAGUUUAUUAACAUACAAUAUUGAUCAUGAGCAUAAAAAAGACUCAAUUCUCAGACAUGAUCAAAUUAAUCUGGGGGAAAAAAAGGCUUUACUCUUUAAUAGUUCUUUGUUGUCAAGAACUAUUAACAAUGAAGUACCUUAUCACACAGGAAACACUAAAAAACACUUUGCCUAUACAGAUGAGAAUAAAUAAGAUGCACAAUCCAAGUAAUCUAAUAAGUGUUUGUUAAACUAAAUUUAAAUUAUUUGUUUCUGAUUCAACAGAUCAAACAUCUAAAAGAAAGUUUAAGUAAAGUAACUUCAAAGUGUCCGUCCGAUGAUUCAGUCCUUUGAAUUCCUGCAUGUUUCAAAAUAUAUAUAUAUACAGGUGAAA